AUUGAAGAUAACAUUGUUAUGCCAUAAACACACUUUUCAGGAGGACACAAAGACUUAAUAGUAGUAGUAAUAAUAAUAAUAAUAAUAAUAAUAAUAAUAAUAAUAGUCAUAAUAAUAACAGCAAUAACAAAUAGUAAUAAUUUUAAGUGUUCUAGAAUACAAACACUGUUUAUUAUGUUAAGUAGGCUAAUGAUAUAAUACAUAUUUAACAUCAUGAACGGCCUAUACGUCUACAACAAAUGCUAACAAUGAAAACAAUUGAUUUAAAUUACUAUAAUUAUGGAAAGGCUUAUAACAUGUAUUGUUGUACUAUAUCACUAUUAAAAAAUAUAUAUCAAUAUUCUAUAUUAAUGCCAAAAAACACACUCUAUACACAUACACUCUUAAACCAUCUAUGUGGGGAAGAUGUUAUUCAAAUCAAUGACGUUCAAAGCUCAGAAAUAGUUCCUUGUAUUAAUCAUCGGUGGGGUUAUUUAAGACUACACAUAACGUAUAAUCAAACUGUUUUUAAGAUACAAAUUAAUGAACUAUGGAGUUAAGAAAAAACUAUUAUUUGGAAAAAGAGAUUACUUACAAGAUCUGAUAAUAGCCAUCAAACCCGUUAUGUUCUUUGUAUAUUUUUUUGAGUACUGAGAGAGAAUCCGUAUCGAGUAUUUUCAAAGCAUUCUAUGGAGUCACAUGAAAUUAAAUAAAGGUAAACAGAUGAUUAUUUGUAAAUAAGAAGUCAAAUAAAUCAUGUAAAACAAGUACAUUCAAUGGCUUAAAUUACGUUUGGAACACAGAGAUUGUGUGAAUUUCUCUCGUGUGUGUUUAUGUGUGUGUGUACGUGUUUGUGAGUGAAGUGUUAAUCCCACUCUGCAGUCCUGCGCCAUAAUGAAACCCUUAUCUGCCCGCUGAUUGGACGGGAGCGUCCAGGCCGGAGUCACGUGGGUGAGUUCUUUGGUCCAGAGUAAAAAUGGGCUUUGGUGUAAAUCUAGGGUGUAUUGCUGUCAUAUAUCACACUACCUCGUAAAAACGACACUGAGGAUUCUGGGCCAACAAAUCAGAGAGAAAAAAAUAUGAGUUCUUAUUAUGUGGACGGUCUUCUUAGCAAAUAUACGGCUGCUGGUUCUUUCUUCCCAAACGUGGAGCGGGCGUCCUGCAGCAUUGGACCCGCUGGAGAGGACUCGGCUCGGAGUGCUGCCGCCAUCGCGUUCGCUCCAUCUCUGUCUGGAGUUUACAGCGUCAGCAAUGCGGUGUACCAGACCCGGCCUGCUUUUACCUCGGACUAUGUCCAGGGGCAGGACCCACACAUACCACAUAGUCUGCACUACAGCUUGUUUGACCAGAACCGAAGCCUGUUCACCGACAGCUGCUGCCAUCCGGAGCCUGGACACCUCGCUGUGCCGCCGGACAAACAAUACCGGAUGUACCCCUGGAUGACAGCAUCAGAUCCAAACAAAAAGAGGGGCCGGCAGACCUACUCCCGGUACCAGACCCUGGAGCUGGAGAAGGAGUUUCACUUCAGCCGGUACCUGGCCCGCAGGAGGAGGAUCGAGAUCGCCCACGCCCUCUGCCUCUCUGAGAGACAGGUCAAAAUCUGGUUUCAGAACCGCAGGAUGAAGUGGAAGAAAGACCACAAGGAGGAUCCGGUGUCGACUGCUGACGGCGAAAAGGAGGGUGAAACCCGGGCUGCGUCAGAGUCCACUCAGCCCGGAGCAGGAGACACCCGGAGCGCCGGCUCGGAGCCAGAAACGGCUGCAAAAUGGCGCCUGACGGACGCGCUAAAGCAUAAGAGCCACAAAUCAAGCACACAGGUUUAUGCUGUUUUAACCUACAAAAACAACAAAACAACAACAAAACCUGCAACGAGCAAACUGCGGAAUUGUCAACAAAUGAGCUCCUAUUUUGUGAACUCAUUCUGCGGACGCUAUCCCAAUGGCGCGGACUUCCAGUUACAUAAUUAUGGAGACCAUAGUUCGGCAAACGAGCAAUACAGAGACUCAACAGCCAUGCAUUCCAGCAGGUACGGCUAUGGCUACAACGGGAUGGACCUGACAGUCGACCGGGCCGGUACAGGACACUUUGUGGGCAACGAGCGGACGCAGGGCUACUCCCCGAGUCACUCAGCGGCGGCGACACCCUCAGUGGAGCAGGUCAGGUACAGCCAGUCCGCAAACAGCACCGGGACCGCGUCUCUAUCGCCUCCACCUGACCCGCUGCCAUGCUCAUCGGUCGCCAGCUCGUCCCCGGCCACCGAGACUCAACCUCAACACCGAGCCGUGAAAAACUCUAUCCCGACCUCGUGCUCAACCCCGUGCUCGAGCUCCAACGGAGGCACGCUGCUGCUCAACCGGGACUGUUUGUCCAAAGCUUCGCCCCUCGAGGAGGAGAAGCCUGCGGGGAGCGCACAGACAACUCCUCAAAAUACCACCGACUCAACACAGCCUCAGAUCUAUCCGUGGAUGAGAAAACUGCACAUAAAUCACGAUUUAGCUGGACCAGAGGGCAAAAGAGCCAGGACUGCAUACACCCGGUACCAGACCCUGGAGCUGGAGAAGGAGUUCCACUUCAACCGGUACCUGACCCGCAGGCGGAGGAUCGAGAUCGCUCACGCCCUCUGCCUCUCAGAGAGACAGAUCAAAAUCUGGUUUCAGAACCGCAGGAUGAAGUGGAAGAAAGACAACAAGCUGAAGAGCAUGAACAUGGCGGCUGCAGGCGGGGGAGUCUACAGGCCCUGAUAUCCCCCCCUUUACACCUGAUAACCAGCACUAUGAAAAUAAAACAAAGAUUGUCUUAUGAACUUCUCCUUUUCCUUCCCCUUGAAAAGGCGCAGAGACUUAUAAACGGGGACGUGUGCUGGACAGGGGACAUCCUCACUCACACCCCGCUGUGUGUCCAACAACUGUCCCAUUAUAUAUUCCUUGAUAUUAUUUCCUUUUUACCCCCUCCGUGGUUAUGCGUAUGUGAUUACAAAAAGAUGCAUUCUGUACAGUUCUGUCUAGAUUUAGAGGAAAAAGACACAUAAGUGUUUGUUUAAAUUAUUUGUUGUUCUGACGGACAAAAAAAAACAUAAAAAUAAAGCUUGAAAUGCUACAAACUAACAGCAAAUAAAUCCAGUAAAAGUUGUAUGAUGCACUCAGAAGGGAAAAUACCCUAAUAAAAUGAGGGUUAAGGUUGGGCUUCCUUUGUUUUUAGCCUUCGUUUUCUCUGAAUGUACUGUAUAUGUAUGUAUUUAUUUGUUUGAUGUAUUGUACCAGCUUGUCAGAAAACUUGCUUCCAAAAAAGUAGAGCCAGCGGUCAGCCGUGUGUGGUUAUUGUGUACGUCGUGGACAAUUGUAUGGACAGAGGUUCCGAAUCUGUCUUGUAUGUACAGUAGCCGUUGCCUUGUGUCUUCUUUUAGCUCUUUUUUUUCUGCAGGAGCUGUUGUUUGUGUUAUCCACCUGAACGCAACAUUUGCGUAAAAAUGUGUUUUGUCUUUGUUUGAUCGUGGAGGGCUCCACAGUAAACGUUGUCGCCUAUAUGUGUAUAGCUCCAUCGUGUUUAGCUUUUUGUAAAUGUUUUUCAAAGACUGGAAGUCAAGAAUAUACUAUAACAAUACAAACGAUGAUUAUUGCCAAUAUAAUAAACUUUCUAUUGGAAAUCAAACUUUUCAGUGAGUUUUUUCCCCUAAAAUAAUUUGC
Messenger RNA from Labrus bergylta (ballan wrasse), 3662 nucleotides. RefSeq names its product homeobox A5a (gene hoxa5a). Gene Ontology annotation, cellular component: nucleus. Gene Ontology annotation, biological process: anterior/posterior pattern specification; regulation of transcription by RNA polymerase II. NCBI's taxonomy places the organism in Eukaryota, Metazoa, Chordata, Actinopteri, Labriformes, Labridae. Gene Ontology annotation, molecular function: DNA-binding transcription factor activity, RNA polymerase II-specific; RNA polymerase II cis-regulatory region sequence-specific DNA binding. The record is from RefSeq and is a predicted model, not a curated record.